Messenger RNA from Micropterus salmoides (largemouth bass), 3131 nucleotides. It is a transcript of the gene tbcb, whose product is annotated as tubulin folding cofactor B. Gene Ontology annotation, cellular component: cytoplasm; microtubule plus-end; nucleus. Gene Ontology annotation, molecular function: microtubule plus-end binding; alpha-tubulin binding. Gene Ontology annotation, biological process: tubulin complex assembly; post-chaperonin tubulin folding pathway; cytoplasmic microtubule organization. The transcript has 7 exons. The coding region runs from base 192 to 932 and encodes 246 amino acids. The record is from RefSeq and is a predicted model, not a curated record. NCBI's taxonomy places the organism in Eukaryota, Metazoa, Chordata, Actinopteri, Centrarchiformes, Centrarchidae.
GGGGCGUUGAGGUUGUCACGUGAUUUUUGGCGUGGCGGCGAAGCAACGCAUUGAAACCAUUGAAACAUCUUGACGCGAUACAUCUGCCUUGAGAAGUGGAUACUGUGUUGAGUGGUCUGCUUGGAGCGUAACAUCACUACAAAAUAUACUAUUACAUUUGUUCCAUUGGCUGUGUCCAUACACUCGGCAUAAUGGACAGCGGAGUGAUAGUAGUUACCAAUCCCACUGUGAAUGUGCGCCUAACAAGCACCAUCUCCUCCUUCGAGGUGCAGCGCAGGUUCAAUAGAGGGAUUAGUAUAGCAGAACUAAAGGGGAAGUUGGAGAUGGUUGUGGGCGCAACUGCCUCCUGCAUGGACCUGGAGUUGUUCAGUGUCGCUGACAAGUUCCUGCAGAAAAUGGAUGACAAUGAAGCUUUGCUGGGUUCCUAUCCUGUAGAUGAUGAUUGCAGAAUACAUGUUAUUGACAGAAGUGGAGGUCAGAUGGGCGAGUUCACUGAUGUUUCCAAAGUGGAGAAGUUUGAACUCGCAGAUGAUGCUUAUGAGAAGAGAACAGAUACAGCAAGGUCAUUCAUGAAGAAACAUCGUGUCGGUCAAUACAAUGAGGAAGAAACAGCCAAGAAGAAAGCUGAGCUUGCUGCUCUUGAGGAAGAACAGAAGGCUGCAGCUGAAGCCAUUGCUGUUGGCAGCCGAUGCAAAGUGCAGGUCACUGGGCAACCCACAAAGCUUGGCACGGUCAUGUAUGUUGGUACAACAGAUUUCAAGCCAGGCAUUUUUGUGGGUGUGAAGUAUGAUGAGCCCCUGGGAAAGCACAAUGGAACUGUUGAAGGGAAGAAAUACUUUGAAUGUGAGAACAAAUAUGGAGGAUUUGUGAAGCCCCUGAGUGUGACCGUGGGAGACUUUCCCGAGGAGGAUUACGGUUUAGAUGAGAUGUAGGACUUUAAUAAAACAAUGGGGUAGAGUGUUUUCUGCCCUGAAAUUUGACCUCAAACAGUUAUCCAGUCACCAUCCAGAGAUGACGAAACCAUUGUCAUUGUAACAAAUUAAAUUUUUGUUUUUGUUUUGCUUUUCUGGAAGGCAUGAUCCAAAGAGCAGGGUCUAAAGGUCUUUUAGGUUAAAGUUCUCUUUGGCCAAUGCAACCCGAAAGAGAUGAACAUUAAGUUAUACAUCUCUUUGUGUGCUGGAUAUGAUAAUAAUUAUACAGGAUAAUCGCAAGAGGAGUUCACACCAGCUAGGGUUGAUAAUGGAGAGGGGUUUUUGUUGCAUUACACUUCACACACUAUGUUGUCAGACACUUAGAGAAUAACAGUCUGAGCCUGUCAAUGGCUAAAAACAGCACUUUUAGUGGAUGUCCUGUUGACGGGUGCACUUGCCCACAAGGAUUUUGUUGCAGCCAUUGCAGUUCAUUUAGCUGCUACUGACUGAGGCAAUGUAUUGGACCCAUUCCAAACUUGUUGUACCUUUUUUAGUCAUUUAGACCACAAAAUAUGUAAAAAUUGGGCCAUGGUUUAACAAUAUGGGAAUUACCCUUUAUCUGUAGUCAUACAAUUUUGGAAUACUGUAAAUUGCUGAGAGUUGCCCAAGGAUUGGAUAACUGUCUGUGGAAGAAAAAAAUCCCCCCUUAAACUGACUCUGACACAAAUAAAAAGUGGCGUUGUACCUUGUAGUCCAGACUAACUUGAUUUCACAUAUGUAUCCAUAAUUAAGAUAAACUGGGAAAUGUUUUUCAGUCAUUGAUUAAAAUCAGUGCUUAAUGGUCAAACUCAUUCCCCCAUAUUCCACUCAUGAUUGACAAACAAGACAUUCACAGUUGAAGAGGAGAGAACAAUUUAUUCCCACUGACAGCAGCCUCAAUAGUCCAAAGUGCAACACAGCUGAUAGUUGUAUUUUGAGUUUGCGGCACGACCCUCAUCUUUUUGAGCGAAAAGGGUUGUUCCUGUUUGUUACACUUGUCUAAGUAAGUGUACAAUGCCUGGAAUAAGAGUGUAAAAGUAUGCAAACUUUAAAUUUAAUUUUGUGUUUGUAUGUAGCUUUGUAAAACAGUCCCAUUUUUAGGCUUCCAGGUGGCUCUAAAAUAUAAUUCCCCCUUUAUUUUUUCUGUGACUGAAUUCUUAUUAAAAAUAUUAAAUUGUCUGCACUUCAAUGUGUCCUGCUUAAAUUAAACCACUGUUGUAAAAAAACAUGUUUCACGUUUAAAAUUUGAAAUGGUAAGGCUUGAUUUUACUAUUUUUAAAUUGAAAUGUUAUCAAUCUAAUCAGAUCAAUCUGCUUACUUUAAACGGAGUGCUUCUGAAUGCAAAUGGAUGAUUAAAUCCAAGAAUAAAUCAUGUAAUCAUGGACAGUGCAUACUGGAAAACGGCCAGUGAACAGCGGCAGAGAAUUCAACCUGAACAGAUUUUAAAUUGUUAAAUUCGAUUUCAGGUCGUACCUAAUAGGCAAUUUUAUUGCAUGUUUUUUUAUUCUUGCACUUCCAAAUAGGUAUGGCACAUUGAAUUUCAUACGGUUGAAGUACAAUCUAAUUUUUAACCCUUUCUGCACAUGUAGAACUUUGAUCCUAUAGUAGAAACUGUUGAGUAAUAUGUCAUUUAGUGGAGAUGUUAAAUUCUGAAACAUAUCUGUUUAUGUUUCCCAUCUGCACAUUGCACAAUGUACCAUUAGAUGUACAUUCUUGAUUAGACACCAUUGAUACCUGGUUGGCCAUUUAAGUAGGAAUAGUAAAGACAGUAAACAUUUAAUAUUUGUGUCUACAUGGUAUAGUUCAUCAUCUUGUGUUCAGUCUCUGAAUCAUCAACACUGAACACACCAGUCACUUUCCAGUUAACUGCCUUUCUCCAUUAUAUUUACCACAGCACUCAUGAAAAUGUGCAUUUCAAAUGAAUGAUAUGCCUUAUUUAUGCUUUGUUUUAUCUUACCGGUCCAAAACUGUUAAUGUGUUAUUUUGUUCAUCCUCUAAAGUUUACAAAAGAAAUGUAAAGUAAUUAUUUUUGUGGUUUCUUUUCAAUGAAAUGUUACCACAUCUACAAGAAUGUCGUGGUGUUCUCUUUUCCUUUAUUUUUUUUUAAAUUGCUCUGUUAAUCUCUGGUGCUGGUGUGCCAAAGGGUAAUACUGCAUGGAAAUAAAAAAUUAUUUGCCUGUA